Messenger RNA from Cricetulus griseus (Chinese hamster), 4649 nucleotides. NCBI's taxonomy places the organism in Eukaryota, Metazoa, Chordata, Mammalia, Rodentia, Cricetidae. The record is from RefSeq and is a predicted model, not a curated record.
GGGCCGUCCGAGUGGAGGGCGGUGGCGUGCGGCCGGUGCCAAUGGGCAGGAGGGAGGUUUCUGCGAGACAGGAAAUUAGAGACCCUGAAGGGUUGGGUGAGGUAUAUGAAUGACCUAAAGCUGCAAAUAAAGACGGGGAGAGAACGGUGCCAACUGGGAGCAGGGCAAGGAUGCCAAUCCCUCCUCCCCCCCCACCCCCGCCUGGUCCUCCCCCACCUCCCACUUUUAAUCAGGCAAACACAGAACAGCCCAAACUCAGCAGAGAUGAGCAGCGGAACCGAGGGGCCCUCUUACAAGACAUUUGCAAAGGGACCAAAUUGAAGAAGGUGACCAACAUUAAUGAUCGGAGUGCUCCUGUCAUUGAGAAGCCCAAAGGGAGUGGUGGUGGUUAUGGCCCUGGAGCUGCUGCUUUGCAACCCAAGGGAGGUCUCUUUCAAGGAGGAGUACCGAAGCUGCGGCCUGUAGGAGCCAAGGAUGCUUCAGAGACUCUAGCUGGUAAGACAGCCCUGCAAGUCCCCAGUUCUCGAGCUGCUGCUCCAAGGCCUCCAGUGUCUACAGCCGGUGGGCGUCCUCAAGAUGAUAGCGACAGUAGCCGAGCUUCCCUGCCAGAACUGCCCCGGAUGCAGAGACCCUCUUUACCGGACCUCUCUCGACCCAAUACCACUAGCGGUACAGGCAUGAAACACAGCUCCUCUGCUCCUCCCCCACCACCCCCAGGGCGGCGUGCUAAUGCGCCCCCAACUCCUCUGCCUCUGCACAACAGCAAAGCCCAGGCCUACAACAGGGAGAAACCCUUGCCUCCAACACCUGGACAAAGGCUGCACCCCAGUCGAGAAGGACAUCCUGCUCCACCCCCUGUAAAACCACCUCCUUCCCCUGUGAAUAUCAGAUCGGGACCAAGUGGCCAGUCUUUGGCUCCUCCCCCACCGCCUUACCGCCAGCCGCCUGGGGUACCCAAUGGGCCCUCAAGCCCCACUAAUGAGUCAGCUCCUGAGCUGCCACAAAGACACAAUUCUUUGCAUAGGAAGACACCUGGGCCCGUCAGAGGCCUUGCACCUCCUCCACCCACCUCAGCCUCCCCCUUUUUGUUGAGUAACAGGCCACCUCCCCCAGCCCGAGACCCUCCUAGUAGGGGAGCAGCUCCUCCACCUCCACCACCCAUGGUCCGAAAUGGUGCCAGGGAUGCUCCCCCUCCCCCACCACCUUACCGAAUGCAUGGGUCAGAACCACCGAGCAGAGGAAAGCCUCCACCUCCACCCUCAAGGACGCCAGCUGGGCCACCCCCUCCUCCACCACCCCCCUUGAGGAAUGGCCAUAGAGACUCCAUCACCACUGUUCGUUCCUUCUUGGAUGAUUUUGAGUCCAAGUACUCCUUCCACCCAGUAGAGGACUUCCCUGCUCCCGAAGAAUAUAAGCAUCUUCAAAGAGUAUACCCCAGCAAAACAAACCGAGGUGCGAGGGGGUGAAGACAGUGUCCAUGAGUGUGUGCAGCACAGAAUUGCUGCCCGUGGAGCCCCACCUCUGCCACCUAUUCUCAGGUGAAGCCUAGCUUGUUCCUGCUCCUCAGGAAAAAGAUGGACCUCCUCUUCUCAGAUGGUCCCCCCAACCCUAGAACCUGCAUGAGAGCUCCUACAGUGUUUCUCCAGUGCGACCAACCCUAGACUCUAAGCAUCCUCCCGGCCCAGCUCCAUCUAUGCAUCUCAUCUCUGGACUUGGUGAUUGGAUUCUUUCUGUUGGCAACAGGGUCUCAAACCCUGUAUCCAGACCUCUUCCAGCAAGCCCUGCUAGCCAGAAGAGGAGAAAGCUCCAUGUCUCCUGCUUUCUUCCAGGGAAAGGUGCCUUGUUAUGGUGAAUGGACUCAUGUUGGGCAGGGUGGAGAAUGGACCCCUGUCUGCCAUUACUCACCAAGGGGGGAGUGUGUUGUGUGUUUAUAUUCCAUAGUUUAGGAGGUUGGUGUGGCCAGGACUGCUGAGGAAAGGGUACUUUUUGUGAAGCAGGGAGGGGGUUUGCAGAGAAGUGAUCUGUUUUAAAGGUCAGGUUAUAGAAAGGACAAGGAAAUGGAGCUUCUUCAUUCUUAAGAGCGUUUUGGUUUUGUUCUUAACUUUCUUCUACCCAUUCCGAGGGGUGAGUUGUACAUACACUAAAUACUAAUCAGUUGAACUAAACAAUAAAAGAAGGGGAUGAGGUAAACUGAGGAUCAUUCCAGAGCUAGUCAGCUCUUCUGCAACUAAGGGGCCAGGGCCUUCUGAACUCCCUGGGACCCUCGGCCCUUCCCCGGGGUGCUAGGCUGAAGGACGUCCUUUCCCAGUCCCUCAAGGGAAGAGUUGCUUUUUGUUGGGUGCAUUAUUCACAUUCCCAAUUCAGAAACUCCAGAAACUUCCUCUAAGAGAUGAAAAGAGGGGAUGAGGACCUUAACCUCAAUCUUAAAUCAGCCUCAGUUCUGUCUGAUUAACCCUGAAGUGGUCAGCAGCCUUUAGAGUCCUUCAGCCUUGGAGAAUGCUCUGGGGAGACUAAGGCAAGAAGGAAGCACUUGAUGGGAGGGCCUGGCUCUGGGGCUGCAGAGGUCUCGACAGCUUGCUCGUACCCAUCUCAUACCCCUCUGACACAGCAGGCUCUUCUUGUUUUCUCUGCCACCCUACCUUCCCAAGACUGCAGGGGCUAAGACCACAGAGUAGAAAGGGCACAUUUAGAGUCUUCUAAACCAAGAAGCACAAAGACUUAGGGAGGUAUGCCUCAGUCCAUCAGUGGGUCUUCCUUGGCAGCCAGCAAUACAUUGUUCUUUGUCUUCCAGGUUGUAGGUAAACAGCACAAGAAAAAUGGAUGUUUCAACUGAGGUUGGUCUGUUGGACAGUGAGUGUCUCUUCUCUGACAGCAGUGUGGGGCACCAGGGACUCCACACACCAGAAAAGUUGGUUUCCUAUAGUCAUAGCCUUUGGCAAAGGCUGCUCAAACCUUCCAUGACCAUGGGGAGACCAGGUGGUUCUUGGAAUCGAUUAGGGGAAGCUAGUUAAAAACCUUCAGAUAUGUCACAGGGUUUAACUGUCAUAGGGACCUUUCUUUUCUUUAUUAUUGUUGUUGUUGUUAUGACUAUUAUUAUUUUUUAAGACAGGGUUUCUCUAUGUAGUCCCGGCUGUCCUGGAACUUGCUCUGUAGACCAGACUGGUCUCAAACUCAGAGAUCCACCUGCCUCUGCCUCCCAGGUACUGGGAUUAAUGUCGUACACUACCACACCCGGUUCAUAGGGACCUUUCUAAUCUAGUGGAACAUAGGCUAAGGAUCUGUGCAUGAUGCCAGGUGAAACCCAAAUCUUCCAGUGCUGGUGAAGGUGGGCUUAACUUGGUUUAUUUAUUUAUUGGGUGUUACCCUCUGCCAUUUAUCUCCUGGACCACUUUGACUCUUGGGACAGGCAGUGAUUAGAUGUCACUAGACUUCUAAUUGUUCACUGUUUAUCAUUCUUCUUCUCAAAUACCUUAGUCACCUCCCAGGAGUAUCCCCAGCAUCCUGAUGUGAACAGAACUGAGAGAGGGAGAAGAUCUGACCGUGCAAGAGUUCCAGGGUAGAUGCCAAUUGCUGAACUUUGACUGUGAAGUCUUCCCAUUUGUUUUUGAAAUGGGAGUUGAUGCCUUUUGUACAAUGUUAUCAAAGUGUAUAGAGAUUUCCCCUUACUGAAUCAAAGAACAUCAGAAUAUAUAAUAUAGCAAAUAAAGCCAAACCCCAGCUUUUCACUGGGGCUGAUACCUUCCUCGACAUGACCUGCGUCCUUCAUAGUCCCCAGAUUUGGACUAUGUCAUGUGGGUAUUGGUUAUAUUUUCAUUGUCUUUGCCUAAUAGAACAACAACCAAAAAAGACCUGGGUUUAGAUCUGAAUAAGAGCAUGUUGGUGAUACAGCACCUAAUUUAAAUGUCUUUGCCUUAUACAUCAAUUGGUCCUGCUUUAAAAACAGAUUUAUUACCGUGUAUAUUUGCUACUGAAGAUGGGACUGUGAUCCUCCAAACUGUUGGUCUAUUUUGUAUGUUGUACAAAGCUUGUAAUACAGGUUUAAGGUGGGCGGGCUGCAAGAGCACUGAAAAAUUUCCCUUUGGAACUGCUUUUUUUUAUCUGCUUAUGGGAAUGUGGUCUCUUCAGUGGAAGAUUGGGUGGUCUCACGUUGAGGCUGUAGCCUAAUCCCUUUAAUUCCCUUGUCCCCUCCCAAAGAAAGAGAAGAGACAUUGCCCGGCAAAGCAGCAAGAAGCUUUGUCAACAGCUCUCCUGUGGGUUUUGUGGGAUUUUCCCCUAAUAGGAAACACUAGUAGCUGUUUCUUACUGUCCUACCUGAAGCUGGGCAAUGGCCUCUGAUUUUGCAAUGAGCUAGAUGCCCCUCUUUCCCUUUCUCUAGUCACCAAACCUGGACCAAAGUACUUCGAUAUUCCAGGUGUGGCUUUUUCCUGUGGAUUUACCGCAGCUACAGAGCCCUACCAUUUUCACAGCCUAGGCCAAUUGUGUGAGCAGCUAGGGCUAUCCCAGCUGAUGGAUGUGAGGCUGUCAUCGCCAGGAAUUCGUCCCUGCCCCCUUUCCCAGGAAACUAGUCACUGGCAUUGCACUAGGGGAAUCCCCUUACCCAGUGACUUCCCAGCUUGAAACCCAGAUUUACCUCCAGGGAGAGGUGAGGA